Molecule: messenger RNA, 1101 nt
Organism: Dujonia railenensis
Lineage: Eukaryota; Fungi; Ascomycota; Pichiomycetes; Serinales; Debaryomycetaceae
Source: the annotation of a GenBank genome assembly
AUGACUAAGGUUCGAAAUCAGCAUAAAGAAAAGCCUACGGGUACUGAUCUCGAGCCUACGUUUGUAGAAAGGUUGAUUUAUAACUGGCUCAUUACUGAUCCAAACUUAAAUAUAUCGACAGCCAAAAACUAUCAGGUGCAACACCAUGAUAGCAUGAAAUAUAUCUUCUUCUUCGGCGGAAGGUUAAGAACUGUCAAAGGAAGACCUAUUGUAAUCCUUACUGGGGCUUUAAUUAUAGUUCCAGCGGUACUAUUUUGGUGCUACGAGGCAAAAUGGCUAUGGCAUAACGUUUCUUCAGCGCCAGUAAUAAUUUUUUCAUACAUGUGGAUGUUAACCUUUAUGUUUUUCAUUAGGGCUAGUACUUCAGAUCCUGGAGUGUUGCCGAGGAACAUUCAUAUCCCAUUAAAGGUUGAUAAGACGACCAAGCAAUUUGGCCCAACCGCACCAGAAGAGUACUAUAAUAUAAUAUCGGUUCCAUACUAUCAAAAUGAUAAUAAUGGCAGAGCUCGUUCGAACGAUGCCUCGAUUAAUUUAAAAUACUGUCCAACAUGUCAUAUAUGGAAACCUGCAAGGACAAGUCAUUGCAAUGUUUGCAAUUGCUGUGUACUCCAUCAUGACCAUCACUGUAAAUUCUUGAACAAUUGUGUUGGACCGAGAAAUUAUCAAUACUUCCUUUGGUUCUUACUAUGUGCAACCAUAGGCAAUGUGUUACUAUUCAUAUUGUCAUUCAUUCAGAUCUUCUACUACAAAUUAGAGACUAUCCCACUGGUACAAAGGUUUGAGCAGUCUAUAAAUUUGCAUCCAGCAGCAUUUUUCCUAGCCAUUUACUCAUUUUUCACUAUGUUAUACCCAGCGCUUUUAUUGGGAUUCCAUUUAGUAUUAACAUCGAAAUAUUUAACUACAAGAGAAUAUUUAAAUAAUGUUUGGGGAAAGAGACAUAAUCCAGAUUUUGUUAAUUUCUUCGACACUGGUUCUAUGUGGAAGAACUUAUACAUUUCAUGGAUAGGGAAGCCCAAGGGGGUCAGCAUGUUCAGGCUAAUAGAUCCAUAUGAGCCUGGAGAUCUUAGGUUGGAGAAGAUAAAUCCAUUACCCACCUUUUGA